CACAGUUCAGGCUUGACCAAAGUGUACAUCUUUGCGAUCAAGGAACCAAAACACAUACACAAUGGCUUCUCUUUCAGUCUCUUGUGCUUCUCUCGUUUCUGCACACCCAACAACAAGGAUGUUGAAGCAUCAUCCCAUUCUCAACACCCCAUUUGCUAAUCCAUCUUUAUUUUCUCGGAAAAUUGAUUCGUCGACAUGUCAGUCCUCGAGUUACAAAACCCGAGUUGCUUGCAAGUCGACGAUCACGUCUCCUGGAGGCAGAAAAGGUGACCGAAAGCUAAUCACUGUGCAGCCGAAUGAGGAAGUUGUUAAAGUUUCACCGUGGGUUGAGUACUUACCCCAAGAAAUUCAGCCUUACGCUAAGCUUGCUCGUGUGGAGAAGCCUAUCGGUACAUGGCUACUGCUUUUUCCCUUUGCAUGGUCAGCUACGGUGGCAGCAACGACCGGAAGCCUCCCUGAUUUCAAGACUUUAGCUUUAUUUGUUUGUGCAUGUCCACUUUUGAGGGGUGCUGCUUGUACCAUUAAUGAUUUCCUUGAUCGUGACUUCGAUAAACUGGUGGAACGUACAAAAUCGAGACCGAUGGCAAGUGGCGCUGUCACACCGUUUCAAGGACUAUGUUUCUUUGCGUUUCAAAUGCUUUUGAGUCAUGGAAUUCUCCAACAACUUGUCAACAAUAGCUUGAUGUACGAGGCUUUAUUCCUCUUCCUCAUUUGUACCUAUCCUCUCAUGAAGAGAAUGACAUAUUGGCCACAAGCCUACUUAGGGUUAGUGGUCAACUGGGGGGUUUUAUUUGGGUGGCAUGCAAUCAAAGGAGGCUUACAACCAUCAAUUGUGUUGCCACUUUUCCUUUCUGGUUAUUGUUGGACUAUCGUCUACGACACCAUUUAUGCUCACCAGGACAAGGAAGAUGAUUUGAAAGUAGGCAUUAAGUCGACAGCCUUGAAAUUCGGUGAAUCAACGAAGGAGUGUAUUACUGGCUUUGCAAUUGCAUGCAUUGCCAGUUUUGCUAUGACUGGAUACAAUGCUGCAAUAGGGUGGCCGUUUUAUGCGUUUUUAGCAGCUGCGUCUGCACAAUUAGCCUGGCAGAUAGGAACAGCAAACCUGUCAUCCCCAGCGGAUUGCAAUCAGAAGUUCAUGUCCAACAAAUGGUUUGGUGCCCUAAUUUUCAGUGGGAUUUUAUUAGGAAGGCUCUUCUCUUAGUUUUGUAUAAAUAAAGGGCCAUUAGACUUCAUUGUUAGCUGCUAAUCCCUAUGAUAUGUAGU
This is a messenger RNA of Hibiscus syriacus, 1263 nucleotides long. RefSeq names its product 4-hydroxybenzoate geranyltransferase 2-like. NCBI's taxonomy places the organism in Eukaryota, Viridiplantae, Streptophyta, Magnoliopsida, Malvales, Malvaceae. Gene Ontology annotation, biological process: ubiquinone biosynthetic process. Gene Ontology annotation, cellular component: mitochondrial inner membrane. The record is from RefSeq and is a predicted model, not a curated record. Gene Ontology annotation, molecular function: prenyltransferase activity. Bases 62 to 1201 code for a protein of 379 amino acids. The transcript has 10 exons.